CAAAUAAUAUUUAAAUUCUAAAAGCUUAAGGGAACGGAUGGUCUAAAAAUAGCGGAGAUUUUCUUAACAUACGGUAUAAGAAUCCCAAAGGAUGAUUUCACGGAAAAUAAAAAUAAAAAAAUCACAUAUAAAAAUGAAAAAUUAUUCAAUCUGGAGCAUAAUUUUUAUAAUUAUUUCAAUAAUUAAUAUUAUAUCAGUAUUACUUCUUAUGAUAGUAAUAAUAAAAUCACCAUCAUAUUUAACAAAAUGGACAUUAUUUCAAUUAUGUAUAGCAGCAUUAGGUUAUAGCAUAUCAACAUUACCUUCGAUAUUAAUAUAUGGUGAUAAUUUAUUGGAGAAAGCAUUUACAUCAAAUUUAUGUAUGAUUCAAUUUAGAGUUGCAUCUUUUUUCUUUUAUCCUUUAAAUUUAUUACCUAUUGAAUUAUCAUUUUAUUUUUACGGACUUUUAAAACCAAAGUUAGAUUUAAAUAUAGAAAAAAAAUGGUUUUGGACUUUAACUUCAAUAACUUGGAUUCUUUCUUUAUUUUAUAAUUCUUUAAUAUUAAUUAUUACUCGUAAUGAUGAGAAUGGAGGUAUUAUAGCAACAAGAUUUUAUUGUGAAGCUUACAAGGUAACAAAUAAUUGGAAUCAUUUUUGGGUUUAUCAAUUUAUUGUAUCUAUUUUUUUAGUUGCCACAAUAAUUUCACUCUUUUCGAUAAUUAUAUUAUAUCGAAAAUGGAAAAUAUUUAAUAAUAAUCAAAAUAGAAGGACGGCUAUUAAAUUGGGUUAUGCAGUACGUUUAUUUAUUUAUAUAAUUAUAUAUACUGCAUUAUUAGGAUGUUAUAUUAUUUCGGAUAUAAUAAAACAAUUAAGAAUUGGUAAUAAAGAAUUAACUAAUUACGCUGAAGAUAGUUAUUGUUUUGGUGAUUUUACAUCUGCAAUUGCUGGAAUAAUUUUAUUACUAAUAUUUGGAGGAAAUCGUACGGCGGCAAUAUGUUUACCGUGUUGUUAUUAUGUUCCACCACAUAAAGCUUAUCAACCUUUUGUUCCUCCGUCAUUUACUCCUCCACAAACUGAUAUGUUCGAAAUUAUUGUAAAUGAUAAUAAUAAUAAUGUUAAUGUUAAUGUUAAUGAAUAUAUUGAAAAUUCUGAAAUUACAUUAGAUUUAGAUUUUCCCAGAGAAAAUUGAAAAUCUAUUACUAAUGCUUAUAACCGCAGUGCAUGCAGUGGAGGGAAGAUGAAAAUUUGGCGCAAAUGGCGCAGAACGCGUAUUAAUAAUGAGUAAUAGUUUGUACAACUACAAAAAAUUUAAGUUUUUUCCAUAUAUGUUCUAUACAAGAUUGAUCUAUGAUAUCAUUCGUCAUUUAUUGGUGACAAAGUUUUUUCUAUUUAUC
This is a messenger RNA of Rhizophagus irregularis DAOM 181602=DAOM 197198, 1373 nucleotides long. RefSeq lists its product as uncharacterized. The record is from RefSeq and is a predicted model, not a curated record. NCBI's taxonomy places the organism in Eukaryota, Fungi, Glomeromycota, Glomeromycetes, Glomerales, Glomeraceae.